AUGGAAGCAGACGAGGUCACAGAAGAGCCUCAAACCACCAUGGAUGCAGAGGAACACCCCUCUUCAAAGGACCCCUCUGCCAAGGACUCACAGGAGCCCCCUGAGCCCCACAUCUCUGAAUCUCAUAGGACACCAUCUGCUUCCCAGACCCCCUUAGAGCCCCACACCUCUGAAUCUCAUAUGACACCAUCUGCUUCCCAGGCCCCUUUAGAGAUCCACACCUCUGAAACCCUUUUGGAGCCUUCCAUCCCUGAGACCUCUUUAGGAUACUCUGUCUCUGAGAUCCCUUUGGAAACCACUAUCCCUGAGACCCUAUUGGAGACUCACAUGUUUAAGGUCCCAGAGAAACACCUUUCUUUUCAUACCUCAUCACAAGGCCGUAUCACUGUACCUUCCUCUAAUACUCUGAAGGAAGACCUCUCUGAGUAUUCCUCCAGUGAGGUCUCACAGACAGGGAGGUCUACCCAGAUCUCUGAGUCUGAGAUCCUUCUAAAGCACUCCCUUUCAGGCCCUUCAGCCCAGGUCCACCUGGACACAUCUGCAAAGGAGAAGGAAGAGGAAGGAGAGGACAAGGAGCAGGUGGAUGCCACUGACAGUACCGCACACACAGCUCAGCCUGGACACCAGCUGGGUUAUGCAGUUCAACCAGAGGUCCCCACUCAGCAGACAGAGAAGGUGGAAGUGGCUAAGGCAAUGCACAGAAAGAAGUUCAGUGCUCAGGCAAAUUAUCUUUUCCAAUGGGAGAAGAAUGCAACCCUGAAUGCCAUCCAGACAGGUCUCCAUAUUGGCUGGCGCUGCCCCCAUUAUCUAUGGGACUGUUUCCAAAUUGGAGAUGAAUCCAAAUGCUUUUGUGGACACUUAUUGAGAGAGCACCAGAUCGUCUCAGACAUAUCUGUGCCCUGCAAUGUGGGCCAGUGCCGCUGCCUCAUGUUCUGCUUUAUCCCAUCACGCCCAGAGGAGGUGGGUGAGUUCUGGCUUAAAAGACGAGCUACCUUUGACCCUAAGGCCUGGAGGGCCCAAUGUCGCUGCAAACACAGCCAUGAAGACCAUGCAGCUACUGGGUCCCAUUCCUGCAGGGUGAAAGGCUGUUGCUGCAACUGCUUUGAGUCUAAUUUCCUCUGUGCGGCCUGUGACCGGCGCUGGGAGGAACAUGAGACUUUCUUUGAGACUGAGGAGACCCGGCGACGAGGAGGGAGGCCUCACGGGACAGACACUGUCAACACCUGGCGCAAGCCUCUCUGAGCCUGGCUCGAAUCAGCAAUAAAGAAAGGGGAAGCCACUGGAA
Messenger RNA from Lynx canadensis (Canada lynx), 1285 nucleotides. RefSeq names its product family with sequence similarity 221 member B (gene FAM221B). The record is from RefSeq and is a predicted model, not a curated record. The coding region runs from base 1 to 1242 and encodes 413 amino acids. Lineage: Eukaryota; Metazoa; Chordata; Mammalia; Carnivora; Felidae. The transcript is spliced from 8 exons.